UUUUUUUUUUUUUUAAAAAAAAGACUAAUUAGAAUGGGUAGGUACUGGUGAGUGGGUUAAGUACUUGAAUGGUUAAUCAAUUGGGCCAAAGCUAAUUGAGCAGUGGAACUGUUGGAGUUCUGGUCAAUUCCAUUUCCACCCGUAAAUCUUUCAUGUGCCCACUUGCAAAUUGUUAUUCACAGUUUGCCAAAACAAAGUAUAGUAAACGAACUAGAAUCUUGUUACACAUCGAGUGAAGAUGAAUAGUGAGAAGAAGAAUGCAGUAAAAAAGGAGCAGAAAUCCCCAGCACCAUUGCCUAUGUACCGACCUGUAGUUCUCAGACAUGUCCCUACUAUGGUCAGAAGAAGAUAUGACCAUCAUUUACAGAGCAUUACUCUUUCUACUCAAGACAAUAGCAAAAAUGAAAGUGAAGAAGCUGAAGCUGCCGAGGACCCUUCUGCUGCUAAUAGUGAAAUGGACGAUACAGAGACAGAACAUGAUAUACUUGCAAGCCUUGGCACGGAACAUGAUACAGAAGAGUUCGGUAGUAGUGAUUUUGGAUCAAAUACGAGUUUGCAGCUAAUAAGUGAAGUUGAUCAUGAAACUAGAAAGGACACAGAUGUUUGUAGUUAUCAAGUGCUUAAUGAAGCCAACGAUGAAGUCGAGAACAAGGAACUUGGAAACUUAUAUAAUCAAGAAAACAUAGUAAUACUUGCACCAAGAAAGACAAUGACAGAUUACCGCUCCCCACUUCCAUUGCCUAGACAUCCUGUAGUUCUCAAACAUGUGCCGACUAUUGUUAGAAGAACAUACGAUUCAGAUUUACAGAAGUUUGAUGCAAUUGAUGGCAUGCAUUCAGAAGAUGGCAAAAGCGAUGGAGAUGGAGCUGAAGAUGAUAAUCUUGUACAUUUUGUCGAUGAUUAUCUUGAAGACAAAAUCCAGGAUAGUGGAUUCGCAAAAUUUGACGAUGAUCAAGAUGGUUGCAGAAGUAAAUUUGGUGAAGCUAAAGAUGACGUUGGUAGUUAUGUCGAUGCUAAUGCCCAAAGCGAAGUGAUGGCAGAUGAACAAGAUUUGGAGUUACAAUAUACUUCAAGUGAAAAUGAUCAUGAAACCGAGGAUGCGGAUGCUUUUACUUAUCAUGAGGAUGGUUCCAAUGAUGACGUCGAGAGCGAGGAUAUUGUAAUUUCGGACAAUCAAGAAAGAACAGUAAUACCAGCACCAAAUGAAGCAAUGAAUGAGUGCCCCUCCCCACUUCCAUUGCUAAGACACCCAAUAGCUCUCAAACAUGUACCAACCAUUGUUGUAAGGAGAUACGACCCAGAUUUAAAAUAUGUACUUCCAAUUAAUGACUACAAAACCAAAGGCGAUGAAGCUCAUGAAGAUGGCAAACAUGCGGCUGCUGCAAUUGAUCUAGAGGACAGUAUUAAUGAUGUUACACUGAUGGAACAUGAUACACUCACAAACUUGGACAGAAAAUUUGAUUUCGGUAUGUAUCCAGAAGAUAGCAGCAAUGCUGAGGAUGAUGGAAUCGAAGGAGUGAAUCUAGCUAGCUCUGUGGAUACUAGUAUUGAGAAUAGACAGGACAGCGGACAUGUAACAUAUGAGAAUAGUCAGGGAUUAGUAUUUGAAGACUUGGAACACAGUGAAAGCAAAAAUGAUGAAGCAAAUGAAGAUUCCAAAACUGCUACUGCUGUUAAUGAUGUGGAUGUAAAUGUUGAAAAUGGUGUCAAGGAUAGACAGAGUAACGAUUUAGACGGUUUUGAUUUUAAAGAUGGCAAAAGCCAACAAAACGGAGCUGAGGAGAAUAUUUCUGGUAAUCAGUAUGCUCGUGUCAAUUUGAAAGUCGUAGACAAGAGACUUGGAAAUCACUGCAAUGAACACGAAGAAUUUAGCCCAGAAGCAUACAAAGAAACUCUGGAACGAGAUGGUUAUGAAUUAUGUUGUCCAAACUGCAAGUGUUCUAUAACAGAAACCAUGAUUUUCCGUAGAAGGCAAUCCAGUGAAUGCCCGAAAACAACUUGUUUCUCCUGUUUAAUUCCUCUAUUUAAUUGGAUCCGAUGGUAGGCGAUUGGACAUAUGAUCGGUCUCGUCUCUUUUUUGGUGUAUGAAUUAUAAGCAACCAAGGCGAGAGCAACUUGGUAUUGGAGAUGGAAAGCUGUUGUUGUUGUGGUUGUUUGUUUUGAAAACUGUGUUGCAGCAUAAAUUAAGGCAAUGGUGGAUGUGGAUGAUCAAUAGAGAAGAUCAGAAGACCAACGUCCAACAAUAAGGUCCUGCAAAUUGGUUAGCAUGCAUAUUGCAAACUAAAGUUCCCUUGUAUCCUACUGCUACCCUACCUCUAACUUGGGUGUAAUACAACAGUAUUUAGAUCUAGUUGAGUAACUACUUAGGUAUAAACAAGAAGUAAUUAAAUCAAGUAAAAUGAAGCGGAGAAAAAGAUUAUAUCAGAAGAAAGGUUGAGAAAGACUAGUCUAUUAUUUUCAGUUCAAUUCAAUUUAAAUCAUUAUUUUAACAAAAUCAUUUGCAUUUUGGAAUGCUUUUUUUCUCUUAUAGAUUUAUAGUGCAUCUCAUUAUCUCAUUCGUGUCAAAGUUACACGUGUAUCAUGUCUUAUUUUGACUUAAUUUGAACUCUCGUGACUCCAA
Molecule: messenger RNA, 2620 nt
Organism: Amaranthus tricolor (Joseph's coat)
Lineage: Eukaryota; Viridiplantae; Streptophyta; Magnoliopsida; Caryophyllales; Amaranthaceae
Exons: 14
Coding region: 239-2044 (601 amino acids)
Source: RefSeq, a predicted model, not a curated record